AGGCGGUUUUUUUAUAACAUCCAUCGAACGUGAUUGCUGAGAUGCGCGUAUGACUGAUAAUGUAAUCCGUAAAAAGCUGGUGUUUCUGUAAGUGACCAGACAUGUAGCAAAUUCCAGCCGCUUCUUGUUUUGAGCCGUUCCUGUGUUGAGCCUGUUUCGCAGGGAGCAAGCAUCAUGCCGGGCUCCACAGGACCCGCGGCUGCACACUCCGAGGAGGAGUUCACUUCUCCUGGUCGGCCAGUCUAUGAAAUGCAAACAUGUCUGGGUCUGGAAGAAUGCCACUUGUGAUGCUGUAUUUGGAUUCCAAAAAAAUCUAUCUUGCAUGAGUAGCAAACAGAAUGCAAUUUUUGCUACGCUGAGAAGGCAUUUGUCAUGCGGAAUAGGCACAGGAAGCCCUCAAAAAAUCUGUAUUGCUAGGCGGGUAUGCAUCACAGACAUCAUGGCUCACGCAAAACGUGCAUGACAAGUGUCAGAAUCUUCCAGACAUUUUCAUUGUUGAUACAGUCGACGCUACAACGACGACCUACGGUACCUACAAAACGUAUGGAAGCGUCGGGUUUGAAAUCGUCAAAGUUGAAAAAAUCUGUAAUGCGUAAAAUGCAUGACCCGAGGUACGUGUGUUGCAGAGCAGGCAAGCGAGGCCGAUUGUAAGCCUGUUUGGCGGGGUUACAGCUGGAGCUGCUAAAGUAGCAUGAGAAAAUCGGUCUUCUUUGCCUAAGCAGCAUGACAAACCGGAUUUAGGGACCGCCGAAAUUUGUCAUGCGCUACUUGGAAACUGGGUUCCAACUGGCAUCCAUUUUAUGCAUGACAAACUUUGUCGAUUUCAACUCUGACACAUCCAGAAAACGGAGUAUGACCACAGACCUGUCUCCAGCAAGGAUGAGAAGCAACUGCUCCAACAACAACACUCCGCGCUCAUUUCCCAGCUCGGACCCACCGCGCAGAUCAUGCUGAGUCCGAAGGGGGUGGCUAACUGCUCCACCGCGAGUACGCGAGAGAUGAUGGUACUGUGGAUCCUGGUCGGGUCUUCCCUGUUUCUCUGCAUCGUGGAGGUCUGGGUGUCGAUUUUGGCGCAUUCGGUCGCUUUGCGGGCGGACGGGUUUUCGGUGGGCGCGGACACAGCGGGCUACGCGGUGAAUCUGAUAUUGGAAUAUGCGAAGAGAAAUACCGUGUCCAGCAACAGCCGGCAGUUUUACGAUCUGCUCGGAGCGAUCUUGUCGCUCGGUAUAGAGAAAAAAAUCAAGUGUGCUGUGAUUUUCAUUUUUUGGCUAUCGUUGUGUGGUCUCAAAAUCUACUCGGAGAUUCGUGCGGUCUUGCGGCAACCUGUCCGACAUUGUCAUUGGAAUCAAUCUCGUUGAGCGAAGAUCUCCUGCUAGCUUGCGCAAAAAUCCUUUACAUGAGUUCGUAGAGAUUUAUCCUUUUUCGUGUUAACAUCCAGCAAAAUGAAAUACAGGUCUUCUCUUUUUCUGCACCGUCUCUAUCGCGAGUCAGAGUAUCUCUCGGAUCGAAAACGCGGGGAGGCACCACAUCCACUACUAUCAGCACCGAUUGUACCGAACGCGACUGUGGAUGCACAAAGACCACGAGUUGGCGGGAUUAGCCCAGGAUAACGAAGGUAGUUACAACCAUUCGCAUAUUACAAUGAAAAAUGCCCCCACCGCCGAACUUGGGAGCAUUUGUAUUGCAAACCUUUGCAAAUGAAACACUCACCCUAUUGCAUCUAUCAGCAUCACAGAUUCCCAAUCGUGAAUUUGUAUUGCGCAAGAUCCCGCCAGCAAGAGCGGCGCUUGUCAUGCAAGCAAUGCGAUAUACGCCUAGACUCUGCAUCAGAAAGAUUUAUAGUCCUUUCAUGCAUGACAAAAAGUUUUCACUUGGAAACUUUGCAUCACAAAUUAUUGUAACUUUGGGGGUGGGGGCAUUUUUCAUUGUAAUAUCGCAACAACAAGAAUCUACGCCGAACUUCAAACCGGUUUUUUUCGUCUAUGCUGUGCAAAAGUAUCGUACUCGUAUAAAUGCAGGUCUUGCAACAUUACAAAUUUCUAUGUCAAGGCAAAACUGCAUUACAAAUUUUAUUUCUCAUGCUGAGAAAAUGUAUGCCCGGGCAGUAGCAGGCUAGCGAGCCUGGGAGUCUAGGCUGAGGCUGGUCGGGCGGUAUUUUAUAUGUGUCCGCAUCCAGCCCCUUUACGGUAGCCAGGGCUUUGAGAUCGAUGGUGCGAACCUCUUCCCCACUCUGGGUUGAAGUUUGUUUUCUUUCUCUCUAACAAGUCCCAGGGAGUAACGCCCCUGCCGUUGGUAGUAAGUAUGGUCCAUCCGCCUUAGGAAAGUCUCUCUCAUCCGCUUGUCGGAAAGUCUGGUCUCAUCCGCUCCGCGGAAAGUUUGGUUAUCCGCUUGUCGGAAAGUAUGGCAUCAUCCGCUUGCGGAAAGUUUCAUCUAAGCUAGUCUGGCCACACUGAUGCAUUCUUGCCGCUACACGCAGCAAGAAUACACAUAUCAUGCGGUCUCGCCUUGUUUUGGGAAGGAGGGUCGUUUGGCACUGGCGGUUCGAACCCGGUACCCUUGCGAACUUUUUCCCAAGCCGAAGCGCUUGGUCUUCUCGAGUACUAUGAUACUAGUGCCCUCCUAGUACGACGCAGUGGGAGAUGCUCCCAUCGAGCGAUCAUCCAUAGGGUGAUCCCUCCGCGGUAACUGCAUAAAAUUUGUAAUGCAUUUAUACGAGUGCGAUAGGAUACUUUUGCAGUCCAUAUCGUCGCGGUUCUCGCGAUGCUGACCGACAUUGGGCAGAUUAUCAGCAUUCGAUUGUUGUUGAAACGAAACUACACGAGUACUUCCGCCACGUCCAACUAUGAAUUGCAAAAGUAUCGUACUCGUAGUAUAGCAACACAAAUUACCUCAGCAUGACAAGAAGAAUUUGUCAUUCUGAUUUAUUAGCUAGAAAACGAAAUUUGUCUUGCAUGACUGCGAUUUUUAGCACGAGCGCGAUACUUUUGCACGGGAUACCAACGGUCCAAACGCAAAUGUGGACGCCGCGCUGAUCCACUUCUGGGCAGAUGUGAUGCGGUAUCAGAGUGCACAAGAACUACUCCCUCUCGUUCUCAUUUGUGAUCGUAAAAUUCCAACGCAACUCCAAGUGCUUUUCUGUGGCACUGUGUGCAUGACAGAUUCCGGAAGGCCAGACAGUACUACACUAGGCGCCUUUGUCAUGCACAUGCUCGGUGAUGUGUGCUGCUGUUUGUAUUGCUUUCCGCGCAAUAGAAAGGAGGGGAGGGGGAAUUGUGCACUUUCAUAUGCGAGGCGUGUGCGUUUUCGUCAUGAGCUUGACGAUGUGGUAAGAUUUUUUCUGUUUUCUUCCUCUUCGAAGUUGCAUAUAUGGAUUUUCGCAUGACAAGGAUCGACUGCGUGCCGCGGCAGGCAACACAAAUUUUGUUUUCAAAAGCUGAAAAUAACUGCUCUUUAUUCAGGUUGAUCCACAUCGGGCCACAAACAGCCCAGCUGAUCGACGGGUUGGUGUCACUCUUCAUCUCGUUCCUCCUGGCCUGCAUCUUUUAUCGCAUGAAGAUGUGAAAUUGUCGUUUAUUUCUUUGAAGAUGAAUUUGACAUGCACAACACAUUGACAUGCAAAGAACAUUGUAUGAUGACGAACCGAGUUCUUUCCCUAUUCGUGGCUAGUAGUAGCAUGGCGAGUUGAUGGCUGAGAUGGAUACAACUGGCGGCAAUUUCACAAACGAUAUUGCAUUCGGGAUGUUGGUCAAGGUGUACCGCGAUCACAAGCGGAGAUGGGACAAAUCCUAAGGGAGGCAAAACAUUGCGGGUGAUGCAGCUGCAACUACCACACACGGUAAUAUGCGAUCGUAGUUCUAAAAAUUCUUUCAGGUUUUUCUGUAUGCAUCAUAAUUUCUUACGGACACUAGUACAGCAUGUAAUAAAAACUGUUCAGAUUGUUUUGCUUUUGACGUAUUGUUGGCGCUUUUCUGCUACGCUUGUUUUUGAAAAGCAACAGAUUCUACAUCGUUUUACCACACGACAUUGGUUUAUUGCCAGUCGGCUCAAAUGUAAAUUCUGCUAGUAAGAGCCAUAUUUUCUUUUUCCCAUGCUCAUCUUACUCUUAGCCUUGUAUGAUUUCAGUUUCCUAGAAAAGCUUGGGGCGCAAUUAAUCUCUUUUGUUGUACAACACGACACACGACGAGAAACGUACGGAAAUAUUUUCUACAACGGAAGAUGCACAUUUUCAAGAUGCGCUUGAGAGGUACACUUUCCGAUUCUGGUUUUCAACUGGGUACCGGGCCUCCGCACACACGGCUGCACUUUUCCCGGGAUCAUGCUCCGUUCCAAGUAGACUGCUCAAACAGGAAAAGAUGCUCUGCUCGUACCCACGACAGGAUGGUGCAACGUGCUCGGUCCUCAUCGGUUCAGGUUACUUAUUUCCGGCUGACCUGUGCCGGCUUUACUUUUAUUUCUGGGCCUUCCAAAGUGAGACGAUGACGAAGAGG
Amoebophrya sp. A120 is the source of this 4487-nucleotide messenger RNA. The record is from the annotation of a GenBank genome assembly. NCBI's taxonomy places the organism in Eukaryota, Dinophyceae, Syndiniales, Amoebophryaceae.